This is a messenger RNA of Prunus avium (sweet cherry), 1317 nucleotides long. Lineage: Eukaryota; Viridiplantae; Streptophyta; Magnoliopsida; Rosales; Rosaceae. The record is from RefSeq and is a predicted model, not a curated record.
CCAUCGGCAAACAACACAACCUCCUUCGAUCUCCAACAUUAUUGCAUAUGCAACCAGCAGAUGCACAAAGAAGACCAGUCUUUCCAUCUUCACACAAAGACAUCUUUGUCUCAGUCUGUUACGUAUUUGCAAAUUCAGAUAUCAUUUUCCAUUUUCAAAUCACUGAAAUUUCUUGCACAUUGGAGGAACUGCCACUGCCAGCUGAAAUCGUCACUUGAUUCAUUUGGCUCAUCUUUCAACCUUUUCUAUACUCAAAUUCGUUCUUCCAUUGUGAGCAACUAGUUUGGAUACAAGGCUAAUAUGGCCAUACCAACAGACUUCUUGAUCGGCAAAAUUGUGACCAUUCUUGAGAAAGAAGCAUCCUCCAUAGGCGGUGUUCGUGAUGAAAUUGAUGACAUCAAGCAGGAGCUUGUAAGCAUGACGGCCUUCCUAAAUGAUGCUGAGGGCAAGAAUGUACGCAGCGAAGGAGGGAGGAUGUGGGUUGCAAGCGUCAGAGGCAUGGCCUAUGAUGUUGAAGACAUCAUUGACGAGUUCAUGUAUCACAUGUAUGAGCAAGGAUGUCAUAAGGGCCGAGUUGCACGGUGGCUCCACCAAACUAUUCGCAUUCCACAGAAUGUUUGGUUCAGACGUCAAAUGUCAAAGAAGUUGCGGAAAAUCUCAAGAAUGAUUAAAGCCAUUCCGGAGAGGAAUCAGAGAUACAGUGUCGGUGGAUUAGAAGGAACAAGCAGUACUUGUGAUGAUGUAGGCAAAGGGAUGCGGAACCAAGCGGAAUCUUCUCUCUUUAUUAAGGAAGAUGAGCUCGUGGGGAUUGAAAGAAAGAAUUUUGAUGAUUUACCAUACCCAUUGAAGUACUGUUUUUUAUACUGUUCCCUUUUUCCAGAAGAUUAUUUGAUUCGAAGAAAAAGGCUCAUUAGGUUGUGGAUAGCUGAAGGGUUUGUUGAAGAUGUCAAAGGCGCCACAUCAGAAGAAGUUGCUGAGAGCUAUCUUAUGGAGCUCAUUUUCCGUAGCAUGCUACAUGUUGUUCUGAGGAAUGAAAGUGGAAGGCCCAAAGCAUGUAAGAUGCACGACCUUAUGCGGGAGCUUGCUCUGUCUACAUCAGAAAAAGAAAAGUUUGGUGCUGUACAUGAUGGAAAAGAAGUUAUGGACGAAGUUCAAGUGCGCCGCUUGUCAACUCAAACCACUGGAGGAGAAAUUAAACUAGGCACUGGUAUGGCACAACUUCGUACUUUUCUUGUGUUUGUUACUGACAUGUCCUCAUCCUCUUCCUCGAAUACAUUGCCUUCUGGAUUCAAAUUGUUGAGGGGGAACUCCAAUUAA